Messenger RNA from Closterium sp. NIES-67, 571 nucleotides. The record is from the annotation of a GenBank genome assembly. Lineage: Eukaryota; Viridiplantae; Streptophyta; Zygnematophyceae; Desmidiales; Closteriaceae.
UUUCAGGACGUAAGCAGAGUCCGCCCCAGAAAGUUCACCCGUAGACCGCAGAAUACCCCAACGGCCGCUUCUCGCUGUCGUUAUCGAAGCAACCGCUCUAGUAGCAAAGCAAAUCCCCUGAUUCGCGCCGAUGGCGGCGGCGGCGGCGUCCGCGGCCCUGGGCGAUCUGCUGCUGCUUCAGGGGCAGGCGAAGCGCGAUCCGGAAGGAUACCGCGAGGACAAAGAGUUCGGCGACCUCGUGAUGUUCCUCGCGCAGCUCGCCCCGUUCUACCGCGCUGCCAUGGCGGGGUUCCCAGGCGAGGUGAUGGCGCUGCUGCAGUCCCACGUGGACGUGCUGCACCCAAUGCUGCGCCGCCAGCUGGCGCACGCGCUCAUCCUGCUGCGCAACCGCCAGCUGCUGGGCCCAACCGACCUCAUUCCACACUUCUUCCGCCUGUUCCGCUGCCCCGACAAGGCGCUGCGCAAGCUGGUGUUCUCGCACAUCGUGAAUGAUAUCAGGAGGCUCAACCAGAAGCACCGGAACGAGGGGGUCAACCGACCCAUUCAAAACAUGCUCUUUUCGCUGGUUCAG